Molecule: messenger RNA, 996 nt
Organism: Wallemia mellicola CBS 633.66
Lineage: Eukaryota; Fungi; Basidiomycota; Wallemiomycetes; Wallemiales; Wallemiaceae
Exons: 5
Coding region: 1-996 (331 amino acids)
Cellular component (GO): plasma membrane; fungal-type vacuole
Source: RefSeq, a predicted model, not a curated record
AUGGCAAAAUGCUAUGUUUUGCGUCAAAGGGUAUCAUCAGAACGUGCCGGUAAUAUUCAAAUUCUAAAAACUAUGUAUUCAUUCAGGAAUCUGCUAAUUCUCUCACUCAUUGCUCUCAUUUCUCAAGUUAUAGCGCAAGACCCGAUUGACGAAUAUCGCGACAUCUUCGUUCCAUUUGAGCCUACACCUGGAGCUCAUUAUUUCUUCUGCGCGCUUUACCUUCUCCUCUGUGUAGCUUUCUUCAUUUAUGUAGUCUUACACAAAGAUUGGUGGGCUCUUUGUCUCCCAAUUGGCGCCUUAUUCGAAGGUAUUGGCUAUCCUAACAAGAUACGUUUCGCAAAAUCUCUUUCAAUGGGUCUAUUCAUAGCGGGAGAUGUAUUCAUUCUAUUAGCGCCGGUUGCAUAUUUAGCAUUUAACUAUCUCGUUUUCGGAAGAUUGAGUCAUAACAUCGCCAAUGACAAUCGUAUUGUUAAGGAAAAGCGUAAUAUUACUAUCAUAUCUCCACGCGCUAUCAAACAUAUCUUCGUAUGGUCUGACAUAUUGACAUUCUUAUGUCAAUUUGCUGGUCAAUUGAUGCAAAUUGCAUCAGAACAACGCCCUAAUGGAAACAAAGUAACCUUAGCUGGGAUGAUAGCACAACUCAUAUCCUACCUCUGUUUCGUCUGUAUCGGUUUAUACUGUCGCUUUAAAGCUGUACCUUCGUUAAGAAUGACGACAAUUGGUAGGGAUAUCGACAGAGUUUUGAUGCUAUUAUCGGUCAGUUCUCUCUUUAUACUUAUUCGUUUGCUCUAUAGAGUAAUUGAAUUGAGCGGUGGAUCAGGAAACUCGAUAGAGAAAAGCGAAGCUUGCUUCUUUGUACUUGAUGCUGCACCAAUGGUUAUUGCUAUUGGCGUUUGGCUCUAUUGGCCAUCACGUAUCGUACCAAUGAAGAAGUCCACGAGCGGUUUCCACGGUCUAGAAGAACAAGAAAAUACAUACUUCUUCAACAACAAAUAA